UUGUAUCAGAAUUUGGGAUUUAAAACUUUUGGACCGUGCUGAAGGAAGAGAAAACGGGUUCCGGUGACGAACUGAGGUUUUCUUCACAAGUACAGGAUUUAUUCUUCACUUCAGGAGUUCCUUCUAUCUUACAAAAGCAUCGAUAUUUGGGUUUAUCUUGCAGUAAUCUGAGGAGCAUGUUUUCAGCUUCAUGUGCUGGAACAGACUGGGAUGUUUUUAGAGCCUCGAAGAGCCGUUAGACGGCACGCGCACGGUUUGCUGUUUGUUUUAAAAAAUGUUCGAACGUUUGAAAAUUAACCGUUUUAACCGUUUUAACGGAACUAACGGACAUCUGACCACAUCACGAUCCCGUUCAUGAGCAUCUAUUUUCCAGUGUGUUAUGGAAAUCUGCAGACUUUCGAGGCGUGAGACGUUAUUUUCUUCCACGUCGCGUAUUUAAACAGUAUUUUAUAUAUAAAUACUACAAACGGACCGUUUAUAAACAAGAAGAAAAACUAACAUCUCUGUGUAAACACAUCGGUAAAGUAAAACAGGAACCUGUAAACUUUAGCAAGAACAGACGCCAUCAGAAAUCACGGAAAUCGCUUCACCCUCCCUCUGCGGUUUCUAAUGGAUUUCAUAAAGGCAACACGAUUACUUCUGCACCUUUCUAACUCAUACAGUCGCAGCUGAAUGCAGGAUUAACGCCUCCAUUCGUUCUUCUCUACAGUAAGUGAUGAUGAAAAGGCGCCGGACGCUUCCAGUUUUUAUUAUAAAAGCAUCAGAAGUGCACAGCGUCUGUGUCUUCAUCACAUCAUGACAGCUCGGUUAAAACUUCAUAACUGUAACGGACACCACGCAGAGAUUCAGCACUGACAACAUGGCUUGGUCUGCUGUGCUCCGGUAACGGACAGACUGGACUUUUGGUGUCCGGUUAUUAACCGACAGCUGUGAUUCUUCCCACUAUAUAAACUAAAGUCUUUCUUCUCGAGUACGAGGCGAGAUACGUUGGUCUGCGCAUGCGCACAGCAAGAUCAAAUGCCCUGCUUCACAGAUCAGUUCAGGCUGUUUGCGGGUGCUGCUUGAAGGCCGAGUGUGUGAAGACUCCGAAUCUGAACGCAGAAGAGGACAUCGAGGCACACCGCCAAAAUGAAUGAAAGACAGGCUCUCCACUCCAUAAUGAAGGACCUGGUGGCUCUGCAGAUGACCAGACGGCAACCCUCAUACGACAUGCCGAAAGCCAAACCUGCUAACACCAACAGCACGGCCAACAGACAGGAUGACGUCAGAAUAAAGUUCGAGUUCUGCGGAGAGAGAAGGAUCUUGAUGUUUGGUCGACCUGUGCAGUUUGAGGAAAUCCAGCAAAAAGUCAAGACUGUGUUUGGGCAGCAGCUAGACCUGCACUAUAUGAACAAUGAGAUGUCGAUCCCGCUGCGUAGUCAGGACGACCUGGACAAAGCCAUUGACCUGCUGGACCGCAGCUCCAACAUGAAGAGCAUAAAGAUUCUGCUGCUCAUGGAGGAGCACAGUAACGUCUCCUCCCCGUCUCAUCACUCUGGGUGUAAACAGGUUCGGAUCAAAUCCUCCCAGUCCACAGGGGACGUGAGCACAGGCUAUCAGUCGUCUGAGCCCAGAGGACGCCACUCAUCCACCAGUUCUCAGAACACUGGGCGGAGCUCUCCACCCCCCGGCUACGUACCGGAGCGACAGCAGCGAAUCGCCCGCCAGGGAUCCUACACCAGCAUCAACAGUGAGGGCGAGUUCAUACCCGAGACCAGUGACCAGUGUGUGAUGGAUCCAUGGAGCAGUGCAGAAAACUCAGUAUCAGGAAGCUGCCAGUCACUCGACAGUAACUCGGACAGCCCCAUGCUUAGGAAGUCCCGCAUGCACAGAGCCAAGAGUUACCCUGAUAACAGACAGGACUGUUCAGACCGGGAGAACCACGUGCAUGAUAAGAUUGUGGGGAAAGGAGGGACGUACCCACGAAGGUACCACGUCUCUCUGCAUCACAAAGACCUCAGUGAAGGUCGACGCACGUUUCCACGGAUACGGCGCCCCCAGGGUAACCUGUUCACGCUGGUGCCGUCUCGACGCUCUCUGAACGGCAGCGAGGAGAGUCUGGGCAGCCGGCAGCUGCUCGACGCCCACUCCAGGCUCCGUCCCAAAGAGCGGCCGAUGCCUCACAAGUCGCCCACAGCUCCGGUGACGUGGCGGAGAGGUAAGCUGCUCGGCCAGGGAGCCUUCGGACGGGUUUAUCUCUGCUACGACGUGGACACAGGACGGGAACUGGCAGCUAAACAGGUCCAGUUCGACCCGGCAAGCCCUGAGACCAGCAAGGAGGUGAGCACUCUGGAGUGUGAGAUUCAGCUGCUGAAGAACCUGCAUCACGAGCGCAUUGUGCAGUACUACGGCUGCCUGCGAGACCUCAACGAGAAGACGCUCACCAUCUUCAUGGAGUUCAUGCCCGGGGGUUCAGUGAAGGACCAGUUGAAAGCCUACGGUGCUCUGACGGAGAACGUGACCCGGAAGUAUACCAGGCAGAUCCUGGAGGGCAUGUCCUACCUGCACAGCAACAUGAUCGUCCACAGAGACAUUAAAGGCGCCAAUAUUCUUCGAGAUUCCGUUGGGAACGUGAAACUCGGAGACUUCGGGGCCAGCAAGCGUCUGCAGACCAUCUGCAUGUCCAGUACGGGCGUGCGCUCCGUUACUGGGACGCCGUACUGGAUGAGUCCAGAGGUCAUCAGCGGAGACGGCUACGGUCGCAAAGCUGACGUCUGGAGCCUCGGCUGCACCGUGGUGGAGAUGCUGACUGAGAAACCACCCUGGGCCGAAUACGAGGCCAUGGCCGCCAUCUUCAAAAUCGCCACCCAGCCCACCAACCCGGUGCUGCCCUCCCACACCUCAGAGCAGACGAGAGACUUCAUCCACCGCAUCUUCGUGGAGGCCAAACACAGGCCGAGCGCAGAGGAGCUGCUCAGGCACCCGUUCUCUCAGAUCCUCUGCUGAACCGGCCGCAGUCGUUCGGCGUAUCCGUCCACCAUCGACAUAUCCGGUCAGGGAUUGGUCAGGGAUCAUGAACCAGGACUCCUACAGUCCGUCUUUGCAUGAGCGCUGAGAUUUUGAGCUCCUGUCUCUCAAGCUUCUUGCAGAUCUCACUUCACACGGGUGUGUAAACAGGCGGGGCUCGAGGAGAAAGCUGACGGGGUGCACGUGAAAGCUCUGCUUUACCACUCGUGCCUUCUGAACCUGAGCUGCUACACUAUCACAGGUUAGUGAGGUUUGCUGACCCACUGGUCGCCUGUAUAGCAAACAAAUGCAGUCCUAGACAUCGUAGAUAUCUCAACUACAUGUUUUUAUCAGCUGAAACACAGCAGGGAUAAAAAUCAAGGCUUAUGGGCUGCAGGUCGAGAAGCACCGACUUUUCUUUAUACAAGUGAAACGUCUGGAUUUUCAUGUAUGUUUCAUGUAUAGAUUCUGGUUCUGUCACACUUAGUGGCUUCAACACAACCGAUCUUAUUCAGUAUUCACUUUCAAAUCGACUUUAAGUUGACAGGUGCUAGCAGCGUUAUCUCAAAACGUAGUAUUUCACAGCCUUUACUCACUAGUAUUGCGACGAUGGGUAACGGUAAGCUCAUAUAAAAGUGCCCUUGGAUCAGUAACACUGAAUAAUACAGAUCAAGCCAAAAAACACAUAAUAAUUAUAAUAAAAUUAGCCAUCAUUAAAUAGUAAAUGGGGCCCGACAAUUAUGAACUGUUUACCACUGAUACCAAAGAGCUAAAAAGACAGAAAACUGAUAUUAAUUUAAUAUUUUAAAUGAAUAAAACUUUAGGAUAGUGUUGGGUAAAGAGAGCUAUCUGUAUUAUUAGCAGUAUUAAUGCUAAAUUAUCAGACCAGCUCCUGUAUUUAGGGGUCAUUACAGCGGAUCUGGUCCACAUACCUGAAUUGGCACGUUUUUAACACCAGAUGCCCUUCCUGACCAGUACACCUCCCGAUGCCUAGGUUGUUUCAACCAAUCCAUCCUCCCAGACAUAACCAAUCAUGUCUGUAUAGCACCACUGAGAUUCAAACCCUGGACCCUGAGCUAAAGUAUUUUACUGCCGUGCCAUAUAUAAUAAUAAUAAUAGUGCAAAGAAAUGCUAUCAAAUAGAUUACAUACAUUUUAUCAUCUUAAUCUUGACUAUUCCGAAUAAUCAAUAAUUUUAUGGUGUACAGUGCAUAGUUAACGUUCCAAUUCAUCCCAAAAGACAGACCCUGGAGAGAGCCUUGUAGUUCCUCUACACCAAACUUGUCAAACCAUGUCUUGAUGGACCUGCUUUUGUGCACCGGAUCACAGACAUGCUUAAACAGGAAAGGUCCUUCCCCACAGAAACACUAAUUAGUAUCAAUAAUUAGUAUUAUCAUACUUCGGGCCGUGUAAUGUAUAAUGAUCAAAUCCAGACAAAGUCAAGGCAUGAUUGGAGGUCUGGGCGGGUGGCGGAAGGCCUGCGAUGGAUUGGUGCCCUGUCCAGGGAAUUCCUUAUAUGCCUCAUGCACAGCGUUUCCUCAGUGGACCCGUCGCGACCCCGACCAGGACAAAAAAAAUGAAAACAAAUGUACAGCAUUAAGUUCGAACAUUUCCGUUUCUGUCCACAAGGUGGCGCCAUUCGCAGUAAUACUUAAGAGCCAAACCAACCCACCUUCUGUCCUACAGUGUUGGAAAGCAAAUGAUGAACCGUUUAGGUUUAUUUGCUAGAUAUUUAUAUUGCUUCUUAAUUUGUUUAAAAUUUUAAACACACCAGAAUACGAAUUACAACAUAAACCUUUCUCAAAGAAUUUAGCAUCAAAUCAAUCAAUUAAUAAUUGUUCAGAGGUUUAUCAGCGGCUCAGGUGCAGAAACGGUGUCAUUUGUGGACACCAGUUCAUAAACUAUAUAAAAUUACAUGGGUUAACAGCAGUAGUGUCCUUAUUUAACAUGGCAGGCCUGUAAACACAAUCAUACAGUUCUACAAAUCAUACAGGGUGUCGGACACCCUGCUCUUACUCCCCAAUUCCACAGUGACCGUGACAGAGGCGCUCGCCUGAAGUAGUUCUGUCCUGUAUAAUAAAAUCGUUUGAUUUAAAAAGGGAAACGUGUUUCCUGUACACUCACUGUUACAGUGGUCACUGUGUGGGACGGUGUAAAGCCGUAAAACCCAAACGGCCACUUCAUUCUUAACCUGGAGGUAAAUUAAGAAGUGAUGAGCGGCUUCUGAUCACCUUCUGACUUUUUAAAAGGUUAAAAUUGUAUCUGAGAACCCUUGAUGAGCCCAUAUUAUCAGUGAACCAACGUACAGGUUGUGUCUUUAUUUAAGGUGUUAAAAGCAGAUCAGGAUCAGAGGAGCUGGUCUGGUGAUAAAAGCCGCUGUGCCUUCAGCUCGGUCAGAUCAGAUCAGAUGCACUUUUGCUAAAUGAAUGUUGUCGUAUUUACCAAAUAGUUUGGUUUUACCAAAUCUUUCAUUUUUUGAAAUGUUUUUUAUUUAUAUCCCAGUGCUCAGCUGUUUUUUUUUUUUCUAUAUACAAAUAUUCAUGUAUAAAUAUAUAUUUUUAUAUCUGGACUACUUUGAAAUAGAUCCAUCUGUUUCGGAAAACAGAGAAUGAGAUGAAACGGUGUGAGAAGCCAUAAACAAACCAAAACGAAGGAAUGACUAAUGUUAGCAGCUGGUUUUGCGGAGACAUUUUGUGCAUUUUUUUGGGUGGAAAAUGCGCUCUGGCGAUUCAACCCGUCCCUCGUCUGAACGAGUAGAAGGCUUAGUGUAGAAUGCUUGAUUCUGACAGGCUGAUGUGCGUAUGUGAAGAUGGAUUUGGCAUGUUGGCUGGUUUGCUAGUAGGGUUAGGUGUAGGGAAAUUUUAGGGUUUUGAGAAAUGCAAAUUUUGCCGAUUUCGUUUAACCGAUGAUCGACUGUCAUUAUUUUAUAAUUUUUUAAGAUAAACGUAAAAACUCUGAGCAGCACUAUACAGUAGAUUGAUUAUAAAUCUCGGUUGGUAACGAACAGUUCAUUACAAGUGCUAACUAAACAUGUUCAUCAAACAAUAGAGAUGCAGUCGGUAUCCUGAGAACGUUAGUGUGGUUAUUGUAAGAUGACAAUCUGAGCUUUACCUUUAUACCGGGUCAGGAUGCAAAAUAUCCACAUCAUUUUUGUGAACAAAGUUACACACAGAUCAGAUGUGAAGAGUUUAGCAUGCAGCGCAGUCAGUCAUGAUUUAAAUAAUGUAAAAAUAAUAUAGGUGGCACAGCGGGAUAUUCCGCUUCUGAGCUCCUCGGUUCGAAGCACGGCGUUGCCACCGAUCUAGCGGGCAUAAUUGGCAGUGCCGGUAGGGAGGGAUGACUGGAAUAUGUGGGCGGACCCUGAUUGGCGGAUAGAGGCGCCUGUGCAGAGUGCACGGGUGGAAAAGUGUUCCGUUAAGGGCUGCGUGCGGGUCGGAGGAGGCGUGAGCAGCAAUAUACCCACCUCGACUGCAAAAAAUCAGGGAUCCUCCAGCAGCGGAAGACUGAUUGAGUACGAUAAAUUGGAGAAAAUACAUAAUUAAAAUAGAAAAAAAUUAUAUAUAAAUGAUAAAAGUUUUCUUGUGCCAGUUUGAACUGUGGCGCUCUUCUCGUCUGUACCCAGAAGUGGCGUAAGAGCCCUGAAGGUAUCUCCAUGCGAGUCUCAAUUCGGUGAGAAAAAGGAGGAGAUAUCUUUCUAGCUACGCUCUCAAUUCCAGUGAAGUCCAGCAGUGUUUGAACUACGACUUCUUUGUCGGUUAUCGAUUAUCGGUUAAUCGUUGUCAUCCUUUAUUUGCUAGUGAAAACAGCCUGUAACCUGUUGUUGGAUUCAGUAAGUCGAUAGGAAGAGAAGAAAGUGAAAGAUUUAAGUGUAUUAGAAAGUGAUGCACCUCUCGUUCUCUUAUAUUGACCAUCUGAGCAGCGUAGCGUUGAUAUCGAGGGACGCCGGUGGACGCCGAGGGGGCAAGUUCCACUCAGCUCGACGACUUUGAUUAACUCAGGGUUUAAGUGACGAACGCCCAUCAUGAGGGCAAACAAAUUCUCUGAUCAGUGUCAGUCUUUGUCUUCACCCCCAACCCCCUUAUUUUGGCUUCUCUUUGAGGCUUGAUGAUGGACAGUAUGGCUGCUAGGUGUGUUUUGGCAGCUAGGUAUCAGUAUUGAACCAAUUAAACACUCAGUCACUCCUCGAGUGAUUUUAUUUGUUAUUAUGUUUGUGGAUUGUAAAAAACCCUGAGAUAAGCAAAGGAAAAUGAACCAGUUCAUUAAGUUAAAUAUAUAUGAUUAUGUAUCUUGACGUGACUUGCAGUGCAGAGUCCAAUGUAUCAAAGUCAUUUACAAUAAAGAAUUAUAUUCUCAAA
Messenger RNA from Trichomycterus rosablanca, 7339 nucleotides. RefSeq names its product mitogen-activated protein kinase kinase kinase 3 (gene map3k3). Bases 1129 to 2985 code for a protein of 618 amino acids. The record is from RefSeq and is a predicted model, not a curated record. NCBI's taxonomy places the organism in Eukaryota, Metazoa, Chordata, Actinopteri, Siluriformes, Trichomycteridae. Gene Ontology annotation, biological process: protein phosphorylation. Gene Ontology annotation, molecular function: protein kinase activity; ATP binding; protein binding. The transcript is spliced from 17 exons.